Molecule: messenger RNA, 1036 nt
Organism: Cimex lectularius (bed bug)
Lineage: Eukaryota; Metazoa; Arthropoda; Insecta; Hemiptera; Cimicidae
Exons: 5
Coding region: 1-876 (291 amino acids)
Source: RefSeq, a predicted model, not a curated record
AUGAAAACAUUUUAUCUUAAUUAUGUUCCAGGCGAUGUUAGCGGUUUGAGACUGAUCGAAGUGAGGAUCGAAGAGCACACCGUGAGAGGUAACACGACAACCCUCGAGUGCCGGUAUGACCUACAGGGAGAAAGCCUCUACUCAGUCAAAUGGUACAAAGACGGCCACGAGUUUUACCGUUUCGUGCCCAGGGAUCAGCCCCCGGCACAGCUCUUCCCACUCCCUGGAGUACACGUCAACCUGAACGGGUCUAACGAUUGGAAAGUAGCCCUGAAGAGAUUGGAUCUUUCGAGCAGCGGGAGGUACAGAUGCGAGGUAUCGGCGGAAGCUCCCUCUUUUCAGACCGUUUCCGGACAUGGGGACAUGAUAACAGUCGCUAUGCCGGAGGAAGGACCGAGAAUAAGCGGUGGAAAGCCGCGCUACCAAAUCGGUGACACCGUCUCCGUCAAAUGUACCUCCGGACUUUCAAAACCGGCUACGCAGCUUAUGUGGUUCAUUAACGGCGAACCGGCGAACAGCACGUUUGUCCAUGGUCCGAACGUGUCGUACAUCGGCCGAGAAGGGCUUGUCGAGACGACGCUGGAUCUGAUGUUUCCCGUCGAACGAAGGCACUUCCGCCGAGGUGAUCUGAAGCUCAAAUGCCUGGCGAGCAUCGCCACAGUUUACUGGCACUCGAACGAAGAGAGCGUCGAAGGCGACCGGCCCCAACGACCUCCAGUUCUAGAAGUAAAGGACAACCAACCCCACUCUUCGAGAGCCGACAUGGUCCAAGUUUUGCUCGGCUGGCCAAAAGCGGGGAACACACUUACCCGAUGCAAUGCUACGCGACGCCACCCGAUGCUACCCGACGCAAAUCCAAAGUCCAAAUUUCCAUAAUGUUGUAUUACCCCCGUGCACAUCUGCCCAAUGCCACCCUACACCCUACACGCCUGCGACCCUACUCUACGCUAUGCGAUCCCCACGAGUCCAGAUUUUAGCAUCGUGUACCGUUGAAGACAAAAGAACCAGACACUCAUAUUUUUAUUUAAAAUUACAU